Molecule: messenger RNA, 6229 nt
Organism: Mizuhopecten yessoensis (Yesso scallop)
Lineage: Eukaryota; Metazoa; Mollusca; Bivalvia; Pectinida; Pectinidae
Product: spectrin beta chain-like
Exons: 36
Coding region: 351-6200 (1949 amino acids)
Biological process (GO): actin cytoskeleton organization
Cellular component (GO): cell junction; plasma membrane; spectrin
Molecular function (GO): actin filament binding; structural constituent of cytoskeleton
Source: RefSeq, a predicted model, not a curated record
GUGAGGCAAUCUGUGGUGUUUGACUAGUUUGGUGUAGUGGCAUACAUCAGUUGUUGAAGAGAUACCACACUAGAUAGUAGCAGCCUACAUUUAUUUAUGCUGAUCCUGGCUGUGAGUAAGAGACUGAGUUAGUUGGCCUGCUGUUACAUACACUCUCAAAUAUCCCCAGUUGGCUGGCAGACUGGCAAGAGGAGCAGCAGUGGGUCUCCCUCCUCUGAUCAGCCCAUGUACAACACAGGAUGAUGCGCUGAGGAAUCUCCAGUGUCGGGGAAUUCACCUGGAUAGCUGUGGAUUAUUUCUCUAGUGCUGGAUACAAACAUAUGAGGUUGUGGUUGUGGUGACCCUCCGCCAUGACUGAGAUUGAGAACUAUAACAGCAAUGGGGUCCGGUGGGAUCCCGGACAGAUGGAGGAAGAAUUUGAUGCUGGCAACAACUCCUCCAAGCUUUUUGAGCGUUCCAGAAUCAAGGCUUUAGCAGACGAAAGAGAAUCUGUGCAGAAAAAGACUUUCCAGAAAUGGGUGAAUUCUCAUCUUAUUCGCUUCGGAUGUCGAAUCUCCGACCUAUAUAUAGACUUAAGAGAUGGAAAGAUGUUAAUGAAACUGUUGGAAAUCUUGUCUGGAGAACGUCUUCCUCGACCAACAAAAGGAAAGAUGAGGAUUCACUGUUUAGAGAAUGUGGAUAAAGCUCUACAGUUUUUACACGAACAGAAAGUCCAUCUUGAAAAUAUGGGUGCCCACGACAUUGUGGAUGGAAGCUCUAGACUGACUCUAGGUUUGAUUUGGACAAUCAUCCUCAGAUUCCAGAUCCAAGAUAUUACGGUAGAAGAAACAGACAAUAGUGAAACUAAAUCAGCUAAGGACGCUCUGCUGCUAUGGUGCCAGAUGAAGACUGCGGGAUACCCUAACGUAAAUGUACGAAACUUCACAACCAGUUGGAGGGACGGCCUGGCCUUCAACGCCAUCAUCCACAAACACAGACCUGACCUCAUCAAGUAUGAAAAGUUGCAGAAAUCUAACGCUCUCCACAACCUGGACAAUGCGUUUGAAGUUGCUGAGGAAAAGCUGGGACUUGCCAGACUUUUGGACCCAGAAGACAUCAAUGUUGAGUUCCCUGAUGAGAAGUCAAUUAUUACUUAUGUUGUUACCUAUUACCACUACUUCUCCAAAAUGAAGGCGGAAUCUGUCCAGGGCAAGAGGAUCGGCAAGGUAAUUGAUAACGCCCUUGACUCUGACAGACUAGUAAACGACUACGAGACCUUCACAUCAGAUCUUCUUGAAUGGAUCGAACAAACCAUUGUGAUCCUGAAUGACAGACAGUUUGCUAACUCACUCACAGGGGUCCAGCAACAACUAUCUGCCUUCAACACGUACAGAACUAGGGAGAAACCAAAAAAAUUCGAUGAAAAAGGAAACCUGGAAAUUUUACUGUUCACACUUCAAAGUAAAAUGAGAGCUAACAACCAAAGGCCAUACCUUCCAAGGGAGGGCAAGCUCAUCUCCGACAUCAACAAACAGUGGGACCGUCUGGAAAAGGCAGAACACGAGAGGGAACUGGCCCUCCGAGAAGAGCUGAUCAGACAGGAGAAGCUUGACCAGCUUGCGGCCAGAUUUGACCGUAAGGCGGGCAUGCGUGAGACCUGGCUGAGUGAGAACCAACGCCUCGUCUCUCAGGACAACUUCGGUUUCGACUUGGCUGCUGUGGAGGCUGCCACCAAGAAACAUGAGGCCAUUGAGACAGACAUCAACGCCUAUGAGGAGCGUGUCCAGGCAGUCGUCUCUGUGGCCGUUGAACUGGAACAGGAGAACUACCACGACAUCGACAGAAUCCUUGCUAGAAAGAACAAUGUUCUCCGUCUAUGGAACUACUUACUAGAACUGCUGCGAGCACGUCGUAUGAGGCUGGAAUUGUCUCUCAACCUCCAGAGAAUCUUCCAAGAAAUGUUGUACAUCCUAGACUGGACCGAGGAAAUCAAGGCACGUCUGAUGUCAGAGGACUACGGCAAGCACCUGAUGAGUGUGGAGGACCUCUUACAGAAACACAGCCUGCUAGAGGCCGACAUCCACGUCCUGGGAGAGAGGGUCAAGACCGUCAACACACAGGCCGACAGAUUUGUCAAGGGAGACGUCUCCGAGGCAGGAGGAUACAAACCUUGCGAGCCAGAGGUCAUUGAGGAGCGCAUGAAGACACUGGAAAAUUCCUAUUCUGAGCUGCUGAACCUUGCAGCUGAACGUCGUGCAAGACUGGAGGAGUCGCGACGACUGUGGCAGUUCUACUGGGACAUGGCUGACGAGGAGAGCUGGAUUAAAGAGAAGGAACAACUCAUGUCCUCACCAGAGCUCGGUCACGACCUCACCAGUGUUCAUCUGCUGCUUAACAAACAGAAGGCCAUGGAAGAUGAGAUGACAGCUAGACACACCCACUUACAGUCCGUUCUCCAGGUCGGCAAUGAUCUCAUCACUGCGGGCAAUUUCGGGGCUGAUAGAAUACAAGAACGUAUUGAUGAGAUCAACCAGCAGUGGGAGACACUGAUUGACCUGGCCGCCUACCGCAAGAAGAGGCUCAACGAGGCCGUAGACUACUACCAGUUCUUUGCUGAUGCUGAUGAUGUGGAUGCCUGGAUGUUGGAUACUCUUCGUCUGGUGUCCAGUGAGGAUGUCGGCAAAGAUGAGGCCAGUGUCCAGUCUCUCAUCAAGAAACACAAAGAAGUAACUGAUGAGCUGAAGAACUACGAGAGCACCAUCGCCGCUCUGCACGAACAGGCAGCCAACCUGGGAGAGCAAGAUCGUGAAUCUCCUGAUGUACAGAACAGACUUGGAAGCAUCGACAGACGUUACCAGGAACUGCUGGAGCUGGCCAAACUCCGAAAACAGCGACUCCUGGACGCCCUGUCCCUCUACAAGCUGGUUAACGAGGCUGAUGGUGUCGACACCUGGAUCGAUGAGAAGGAGAAAUUCUUGACCACAAUUAUCAUCACAGAUGAUAUCGAGGAAUUAGCGAUUAUGAAGCACCGUUUCGACAGUUUCGAGCAUGAGAUGAAUGCUAAUGCCUCCAAGGUGGCUGUGGUUAACCAACUGGCACGUCAACUUCUCCAAAUAGAGCAUCCCAACGCCUCCGAAGUUAUCGCCAGACAGAACCAGCUCAACGGAGAAUGGAACAAUCUCCGUGAUCUUGUGGACCAAAAGAGAGAAGAAAUCAACCUUGCACAUGGACUCCAGAACUUCCAUAUUGAGUGCAAUGAAACUAUCAGCUGGAUUCAUGAGAAGGCUAAGGUUAUAGAAUCCACUGAUGAGCUGGGUAACGACUUGUCUGGUGUGAUGACACUCCAGAGGAGGCUCAGCGGAAUGGAGAGAGACCUCGCCGCCAUCCAGGCCAAGUUGGAAUCUCUCCAAAACGAGGCUGAGAAAUUACAGGAUGACAAGCCGGAUGAGGCAGCAGCCAUCCGUGAGAAGAUUGCUGAGAUCAACAAUGUCUGGAUGGAUCUCAAGGACAUGUUGAAAGAUAGAGAUGAGAAACUAGGAGAGGCAGGAGAGCUCCAGCGUUUCCUCGGCAACCUUGACCACUUCCAGCAGUGGCUGUCGAGGACACAGACAACGGUGGCCUCCGAGGACAUUCCCAACAGUCUCGCUGAUGCAGAGAAGCUGCUCAACCAGCACCAGCAGCUCAAAGACGAGAUAGACGCAUACGCACCCGAGUAUGCCAAGAUGAAGGAGUUCGGAGACAAGGUCACAGAGGGCCAGGAGGAUCCACAGUACAUGUUCCUCAGACAGAGACUGCAGGCCUUGGACAAUGGCUGGGAAGAGCUUUUGCAAAUGUGGGAAAACCGUCAACACCUACUCUCACAGAGUCUCAACUUACAGAUGUAUUUAAGAGAUGCCAAGCAAGCUGAAGUGUUACUGAACCAACAAGAAAACUUCUUAUCCAAGGAAGAAGUGCCGAAUACCCUGGAGGUUGCUGAAAACCUUAUCAAAGCCCAUGAGGCAUUCAUCACCACAACGGAUGCGAAUGACGAGAAGAUCAAUGCGGUUUUACAGUUCGCUAAUCGUCUGAUUGAAGACAACCACUAUGCUGCUGAUAAAAUCCACAAAAAGGCUGAAAACAUCAAUGAGAGACGUGACGUGAAUCGCCAGCGUGUCUAUGAACAGUUGGAGCGUCUCAAAGACCAGCUUCUGUUACAACAGUUCCUACAGGAAUGUGACGAGCUGAGAGACUGGCUUCAUGACAAAAUGGCUGCUGCUCAGGAUGAGACGUACAGAGAUGCCAAAAACCUGCACAGUAAAUACCUUCGUCACCAGGCCUUUGAGCGUGAGAUUGCCGCCAACAAGGAGCGACUUCAACACCUCAUGGAGUCUGGGGAGACAUUGCUGAAGGAAAAGCCAGAGACACGGGAGCAGAUUGAACCGAUUCUGGCCAGUCUGUCUGAGCAGUGGGACGAGCUGGAAACCACCACCAAGUCCAAGGCCGAGCGUCUGUUUGACACCAAUAGGGCGGUCCUUUACCAACAGAGCUGUGACGAUAUUGACGGCUGGAUCAACCAGCUCGAGACCCAGAUCAUCUCCGAGGAGAGUGCCAAGGAUCUCACCACCGUCAACCUUCUCAUGCAGAAACAGGGUCAACUUGAAACUCAGAUGAAGAUGAAAGAACAGCAAGUUACAGAGUUGGACGAGCAAGCCGUCAUCUUACGCCGCGUAGAUCCUAAGCAGGAAGCUGUCAUUGAAGCCAGGAAGGCUGCCGUGGCAGAAAGGUUCGCCCACAUUCAACAACCACUGGUGAAGCGAAGAAACGAGCUGGAGAAGGUUAAACGCAUUCAUCAAUUCAUCCGGGACGUUGAGGAUGAAAAACUCUGGAUAGAUGAGAAAAUGCCUAUCGCAAUGUCCAACAAUUUCGGAAACAGUCUUCUUAGCAAUCAACUGUUGACAAAGAAAAAUCAGCCACCAACAAACCGAGGCAGUGGACGCCAUUUUUCUCUACAAACGGAGAUAGAGAACCAUGAACCAAGGAUUAUGUCGGUGGUAGAUGUGGGACAGACGCUGAUUGCGGAGGAACACCCACAGUCUGAGGAGUUUAGGGCACUCAUUGAUGAUCUUCUCAAGCGCUGGAAAGAUCUCAAUGAUGCAGUGGAGAAACGGAAGGACAGGCUGAAUCUCUCCGACAUUGCACAACAGUACUACUAUGACGCGUCGGAGGCUGAGGCAUGGAUGAGUGAACAAGAACUAUACAUGAUGGGAGACGAGCGCGCCAAGGAUGAGAUUGGUGCUCAGAACUUCAUGAAGAAACACCAGGCGCUGGAGAAUGCUGUAGAGGACUACGCUGACAUGGUCCGACAACUGGGCGAGAGGAGCAGAAACCUCAUAGAAACCGAACAUCCUGAAAGCGACCAGAUAGCUGUACGGCAGUCCCAGGUUGACAAGUUAUAUGCUGGUCUUAAAGACUUAUCACAUGAGAGGAAGAGCAAGUUGGAAGAGGUUCUCAAGCUGUACGUGUUACAGAGGGAGAUUGACGAUAUCAUGCAAUGGAUCGCUGAACGAGAACUGGUGGCUGGCUCACAUGAACUCGGACAAGAUUAUGAACAUGUGUCUAUGCUGAAGGAGAGAUUUAAGGAAUUCGCUCGUGAUACAGAAAGCAUAGGAACAGAAAGGGUGUCAGCAGCCAAUGAAAAUUGUGAUCAGUUAAUAGCUGCAGAACAUUCUGAUGCAGCCGCUAUUGCGGAAUGGAAGGACAAUUUGAAUGAAGCGUGGAAUGACUUAUUAGAACUUAUUGAUACAAGAACACAAAUGCUUCAAGCUUCUUGGGAACUUCAUAAAUUUUACUCUGAAUGUAAAGACACCCUUGAAAGAAUUUUGGAAAAACAAAACCAUAUUCCAGAGGAACUUGGAAGAGACGCUCAAAGUGUUGCAGCCUUACAAAGAAAACACGCCAACUUUGAAAAUGAUCUUGUCACACUUGGUUCAAAUGUACAAAUGGUGCAAGAAGAGUCUGUAAAAUUACAGGCAGGGUACGCUGGGGACCGCUCACUGGAGAUCCAGAACAGAGAACGUGAGGUCGUCGAAGCGUGGAAGAACCUCCAUUUCAAAGUACAGUCCCGUAAGACGGACCUUGCGGAUGCUAGCGACCUGUACCGAUUCCUAAUGAUGGUGCGAGAUCUUUUGCAAUGGAUGGUUGAUAUUAACAGACAAAUGAAAACACAAGAAAAGCCAAGGUAGGUGAUCAAUGAGAACUGGAAUCCCUGCAG